AUGGCGGAAGACCCCCUGGAAUGCAGCCUCCUGACACUAGACUUGGGGAAUGAGGACGUGUGCAUUUGCACUGGCCCCGGUGGCGACAUGGGGGAGGUCGACAAAAUGCCGAGCCGCGGAGACCGCGCCUGGGAUGGGAAAGAGGAGCCCGAAGCAAGGAAAGCCAAAUCCUCCUGGUGGCGACCCUGGAGAAAAGAGGACAAGUUGUCAGAGGUGUCGCAGGUCUCCCAGGUCAUCGAGCUUCCGCUCCCCGAGCCUACGAUAGCUUCUGUGGCAACACAGGACGACCUGGUCGCUGAAUGUGUCACGCCCAUCAGUUUGGACGAGGGUCGACGGCGGGAGCCCGCCAUAUCCCUAGCAGUCCCUGCCACGGAAGUGGUGGCGCCUGGCUCGAUCCCAUCGCCUUCCAACUCGGAGACCCACAAGACCCAGGUUUGUGGCAUUGGUGGCAUCGGCAUAGCUGCAGCAAGCGUGGUUCGGCAUUUCAGCUUGGAUCCUGACGGUGCUAGUCGCCAUGAGCAGUGCCCCAGCGAGGCCACACCCACGGUCGUCUCUGAGUUUGAUGGCUGA
Symbiodinium sp. CCMP2456 is the source of this 570-nucleotide messenger RNA. The record is from the annotation of a GenBank genome assembly. Lineage: Eukaryota; Dinophyceae; Suessiales; Symbiodiniaceae.